This is a messenger RNA of Acomys russatus (golden spiny mouse), 1899 nucleotides long. RefSeq names its product DNA topoisomerase I mitochondrial (gene Top1mt). Lineage: Eukaryota; Metazoa; Chordata; Mammalia; Rodentia; Muridae. Gene Ontology annotation, molecular function: DNA binding; DNA topoisomerase type I (single strand cut, ATP-independent) activity. The record is from RefSeq and is a predicted model, not a curated record. Gene Ontology annotation, biological process: DNA topological change; DNA replication. Bases 54 to 1835 code for a protein of 593 amino acids. Gene Ontology annotation, cellular component: chromosome; mitochondrial nucleoid. The transcript has 14 exons.
UGCUUUGCCCGAAGGGCGUGGUCUCAGCUGGCUGAGCCCACGCACGCACACGCAUGCGGCUGUUAUGGCUCAGGGCCCUGCGCCGGCGUUUCCAGCAUGGCCCCCGCCGCGUCCCCAGCCGCCAGGCGUCCCGGGGCGCGAAGGCUAGCAGAGCUGGGUGGGAAGAAAAGAGCAGUAGCGCUGUGAAGUGGAGGCAGCUGGAACACAAGGGCCCGUACUUCAGCCCGGCCUAUGAGCCCCUUCCCGAUGGCGUACACUUCUUCUAUGACGGAAAGCCCGUGAAGUUGAGCUUGGCAGCGGAGGAGGUCGCUACUUUCUAUGGGAAAAUGCUGCAUCUUGAAUGUACGACCAAGGAAGUCUUCCAGAGGAACUUCCUCAAUGACUGGCGGAAGGAAAUGACAGCGGAGGAGAGGAACCUCAUCACACAGCUUGACAAAUGCGACUUCACGGAGAUCCAUAGACACUUCCUGGAAAGAGCCGAGGCCCGCAAGGCCCUGCCCAGGGAGCAGAAACAGAAGCUAAAAGAAGAGGCCCAGCAGCUUCAGCAGGAGUUUGGCUACUGUAUUUUAGAUGGCCACAGAGAAAAAAUAGGCAAUUUCAAGACGGAGCCACCUGGCUUGUUCCGUGGCCGAGGUGACCAUCCCAAGAUGGGCAUGUUGAAGAGGAGGGUCAUGCCAGAGGAUGUGAUCAUUAAUUGCAGCAGGGAUUCCAAGUUCCCCGAGCCCCCAACCGGCCACCAGUGGAAAGAGGUGCGCUCAGAUAACACGGUCAUGUGGCUGGCGUCAUGGACGGAGAACAUCCAGAACUCUUUCAAGUACAUCAUCCUGAACCCCAGCUCCAAGCUGAAGGGGGAGAUGGAUUGGCAGAAGUACGAGGUAGCACGACGCUUGAAGGGGGUUGUUGACAAGAUCCGUGCUCAAUAUCGGGCUGAGUGGAAGUCACCAAAAAUGAAGACAAGACAGCUGGCUGUGGCCCUGUAUUUUAUCGAUAAGCUGGCCCUGCGGACAGGAAAUGAGAAGGAAGAGGGUGAGACGGCUGACACCGUGGGCUGCUGCUCGCUCCGCGUGGAGCAUGUCCGACUGCAUGCACAGGCAGACGGCCAAGAGCCGGUUGUGGAGUUGGACUUCUUGGGAAAGGAUUCCAUUCGCUAUAAUAACCAUGUGACAGUGGAGAAGCUUGUGUUCCAGAACCUUCAGCACUUCAUGGAGAACAAGGACCCUAGAGAUGACCUCUUUGACGCACUGACCACUUCCAGCCUGAACAAACACCUGCAGGACUUGAUGGAGGGGCUGACAGCCAAGGUGUUCCGGACCUACAAUGCCUCUGUCACUCUGCAGGAGCAGCUGCGGGUACUGACCAGAGCUGAUGAUAGCCUGGCCUGCAAAGUCUCAGCUUAUAACCGGGCGAACCGGGCUGUGGCUGUCCUCUGUAACCACCAGAGAGCAAUUCCCAAGACCUUCGAGAAGUCAAUGGAGACGCUCCAGAGAAAGAUUGAAGCAAAGAAGGCACAGGUGGCUGAGGCACAAGCAGAGCUGAAGAAGGCAGAGGCUGACGUUAGAAUGAGAGGAGACAGCAAGUCCAGAAGUUACCUACAAAAGCAGCGGCGGUUGCAGAAGCUGGAAGAACAGCUGGCCCGGUUGUGCACGAAGGCCACAGACAAGGAGGAGAAUAAACAGGUGGCCCUGGGCACCGCCAAGCUCAACUACCUGGACCCCAGGAUCAGCAUCGCCUGGUGUAAGAGAUUUGGAGUGCCUGUGGAGAAGAUCUUCAACAGGACCCAGAGAGAGAGGUUCGCCUGGGCCUUCAGCCAGGCAGGUGAAGACUUUGAAUUCUAAGCAGUCCCUUUGCCACUGAAACUUACUUUCUCACCGUGGAGCAGUAUUGUAGUUUUCCAUAAUA